AUGACAUGGCAGGGGGGGCAAANGGGGCAAAUCGAUUCACGCGAAUACUCCCGAUGGCGUCAGCGUGGCAUAGCGUUUGAGCUUCGUCAGGCCUAUUACAAUCGCGCCAAUCGGACUCUGGCAUCCGGGAGGCCGUUUAGAACACCCAACGGGGACACCAGUAUUUAUUGGGGUUAUUGGGGAGAUAUUGUGUGCUCACCGUUUCUCUGUUUUGGCAUUCAGACAGAGCAUUGCAGUGAACUGGAACGUCAAGUCAACGGACAACGUCGUUACGGGGCAGGCACUGCGUCGGAGGUGAAUGUGCGACGUUUGUUAUGGCAACUGGCAGCUCAUCAACCGUGCCCGAUGCGUGUGGCUGCACCGUUCUUGGACACGGGUGGAGAGAAAGAAGUGAAUGAAGAGACCAGGGACCAAUCAUACGAGGAAUCAAGUCAGCAAGACACGACAUCUAGUCCAAAAGGGGCUGGAAUUGACCUGAACGAAAGCAACGCGUUGACUGAGACCGAUGUCGCUAGCAAUGAAAACCAGACGAAUAAACCGGCUCUUGAGAAGUCGCUUGAGGAGCGUUUGGACAGUAUACCAUAUGAACCUCUCCAAACACCAGUGCCAUUCACUGUCAAAUAUUUACCCCUGAAUAGUUUUCCAGAUCUCCCCACCCGUUAUCGUUCACUAUUACGACGAGAUGAUUGCAAAUCACGUCUGAACGUGAUCUACCUUGGUUGCAGUGUGGCUCAUCUGCUGGAAAGCGCCAAACUCAGGCCUGAAUGGGACGGUUGUGAGGAGCAUGGUGAUGUUGAACGUGAAGACAAGGAUUCGGUGAAAAAAUCACAACCCACCAGAGGAUUGCUCAGUUUGAUGGAUUGGGAUGAGGACGUCAGUAACGCAUUGCUAAUUGUCGAAUCUGUGCUAUACAUCGUGGAACUUCGACCGAAGGAAAUCGAGGCUUAUGUGGAACGCGUGAUUAAAAUGGUAAAGGCUCUCGGUUUUAUACCGGCCGUUGAACCGAAGCCACUCGUGGACCAUCAUCUGUACUUUGUACCGGAUCGAGAAAAAUUUGGACAGCAAUAA
Molecule: messenger RNA, 1068 nt
Organism: Echinostoma caproni
Lineage: Eukaryota; Metazoa; Platyhelminthes; Trematoda; Plagiorchiida; Echinostomatidae
Source: the annotation of a GenBank genome assembly